Trichoderma reesei QM6a is the source of this 1398-nucleotide messenger RNA. RefSeq lists its product as uncharacterized. The transcript has a single exon. NCBI's taxonomy places the organism in Eukaryota, Fungi, Ascomycota, Sordariomycetes, Hypocreales, Hypocreaceae. The record is from RefSeq and is a predicted model, not a curated record. The coding region runs from base 1 to 1398 and encodes 465 amino acids.
AUGCCUCUCACAUCACGGUCUGCUCGCCUCUUGCUGCUGGUUUCAGCAUUGGCAUCACUCGUCUCAGCCUCGCCGGCAGGCCUCGUCUUUCAAGAACUGAAAUGCUCCGCGGGCACCCAGUCUUGCCCUGCCGGCCUGCCCAACAACUUUUGCUGCUCUGAGGGGACAACAUGUCUCCCGCUAGCCGGCAACACGACUGCCAUGUGCUGUCCCACGGGCCAGACGUGCGAAAAGAUCCAGCCCAUCACCUGCGACGUCAGCCAGCAGGAUCCGAGCAAGAACCAGCAGUCUCCGAUCAAGACCAGCGUCUUUAACGUCCCGUUGGAAAAGUGCGGCGCCGACCUUUGCUGUCCCUUUGGGUACUCUUGUUCCGGAGACGACCUCUGCGUCAAGGAUUCCGAUCAGAGCGAGGCUCCGGAGAAGGCUACCUCGUCAACGACGGCUUCACCAGCAAGCGCAACGUCGGCAAACUCUGCGCCGGCCUCUACAGAGCCGCCUUCCACGUUCAGCACUAGCCUGGUCGUUGCGCCUGUCACCACCGCGCCAGCCUCAUCGGAAGCUUCAUCGCCAGUCUCAUCGCCAGUCUCGUCGCAGGCUUCAUCAGAGGCGACACUGCCAGACUCGUCGCCAACCUCUCCUUCAACCUCAUCGCCCACAGCCGAUGCAAGUUCUGGGACGCCGGAUCCGUCGUCUUCGCAUGCUUCCAACCCAAAGACCGUCUCCAUCAUCGGUGGUGUUAUCGGAGGCUGUGCUGUUCUGAUCGUUCUGGGAGCCAUUGCGUUCCUCUUCGUUCGUCGCCGCAGCCUCCACAGGAAGGAUGAUUACUCCGAGAAGCCGACGGUGGGAAGGAUCAAGCAUCUUGGCCCCGGCCCUCGAGCCGGCAGCAUCAUUUCCGACCCCAUCCUCCAGCCCAACUCGUACCGCGCCGACUUCAUUCGCAAGAGUCCUUCCAUCGGCUCUUCCAUCAGCCAGAGGCCGCCGCAGAUUGCUCUCAGCAAUAACCACUCGCACCAGCGCUUGUCUAUCCCGAAUCCCUUUGAUUCUCCCAGUCCAUCGAACCACUCAGACCACUCGCCAACGGGCUAUCGCGACUCUGUCACCUCCGAGGACGAGCGGAACGCUCGUACGGGCGUCGUCGGGUCUGGGUCUCGACUGCCCCCCAUCAGAGCCAUGCGAGCUUCCAGCCGGCGAGUCUAUCCGCAGGACCUUCACAGGGUGUCGAGUGGUGAGAACAUUGACGUGUUUGCCGACCCCUUCACAAUGACGGGCAACUAUGAUCGGCGCGGGACGCACGCCACCACCUUUACCGAUCUCAUGAUCGAGGCUGAUCUUGGCGAUGUGCGGCGCGGGCAGCCGUAUCUUAUGCCUCCUUUGCCUCCUCACAUGAACCGGAUAUAA